CAAACGUGGAGCUCAGUGGCUUGAGUAAAGAACAAUUAGUAAACAAAUUUGUUUGCCAAAAUCAUUUCGACCGCCAUCAAUUCGAUGGUACUGGAAACCGCAUCCAGCAUGGCUAUCCGAUCUUGUUUUCUCGAAAAGAAAUAUCACAUGGCAUUGUCCUGAGCGCGAGUGGUGCAGACCAUUUGUUUGAACACAAUUACUACAAGCAAAUUGUCCCUGAAGAUUCCACUGAAGAAACAGUUGCAAAUGUCAAUGAAGGAGAUCACACAUAUGCCAAAUCGUAUCAAUUGCAAGUUCCAAAACCAAUGGAAAUUGCUUCUGAAAACAUUGCCGCAGCAAUAACAUCAGUGUCAAUAGAUGCUGCAACAAUUGUACAUGAACCUACAAUGAAACCAGACAAAAUACUUCAUGUAAAGAAAAUUACUAAGAAAUUCAUCAAACCUACCUUGAAGUCCACCUGCUUCAUAAAGAAGAUGAAUAAAACUGCAAUGACCAUACAAAAAAAACCUUUCAGUGAAAGAUUAGAUAAGGCACAGACAUUUAUUCAGGAUCCUGCAUUUAUGAACAAUUUUAACAGAAUGGGGAAAUUAGCUCAGGAUUUUCUUAUGAUGCAGUUGAAAGCUGUACAUAAGAAAAAACAGGCAAUGAGAUUCACUAAUGAUGAAAAAUUGCUCUCUUUAUCACUUAUGAAAGAAAGUCCAAAAGGAUACAGACUCUUGCAAAAAAUAUUUAAAUUGCCAGCAAAACGUACACUUAAUCGCUUGGCUGAAAAAAUUACUUUCGAUGUGGGAAUUAAUGAUAACAUUUUCAAACUCCUCAAAAGAAAAUCAACAAAGUGGGACACCAAAAAGAAACUUUGUUCAAUUGUUUUUGACGAGGUAGCUCUUACACCUCAUUUGACAUUAUGUUGAAUCAAAAGAUGAUAUUAAAGGGUUCAAAGACAUGGGAGUUCAAAAACAAAUGAAGUUCUCGGAUCAUGCUCUUGUCUUCAUGGUAAGAGGAUUGUGUUCCAAUUGGAAACAACCCAUUUGUUAUUACUUUUGUGAAGGCACAACUUCUGCUCCUGAAGUGAAAAGGAUUGUGGCAGAAGUAGUUACAAAGGUGUCACAGUCAGGCCUUAUUCCAUUGGCAUUAGUAUGUGACCAAGGCACAACUUUCAGAAGUGCAAUAAAAAUGUUAAGGCAAGAGACUGAGAGAAAGAGAAACUUCAAAGGUGAACAUGUAC
This is a messenger RNA of Hyposmocoma kahamanoa, 1225 nucleotides long. RefSeq lists its product as uncharacterized. The record is from RefSeq and is a predicted model, not a curated record. The transcript is spliced from 5 exons. Bases 306 to 911 code for a protein of 201 amino acids. NCBI's taxonomy places the organism in Eukaryota, Metazoa, Arthropoda, Insecta, Lepidoptera, Cosmopterigidae.